AUGAAAGUCGCGGUAACGGCGCUCACUCUUUGCUUCUUACCAGCAAAAGGCGAAACAGUGACGAAGUAUACCUUCAUCGCGAACCGCCCACGCUUAUCCCCCCGAGGAGGCAGAGAGGGAAUUUGGACAAACCUGGGAAGGAAAAAAAAAAAAAAAAAAAACGCCAUACACAUAAGCGGAAACGACCUGUUCGAAUACUUUGCCACGUUAACCAACGAAGAAAACGAAAUGAAUGAAGAAAGAAAAAAAAAAAAUAAAAAAUACUCCGUUACGUAUGUACAAAAAUUGCCAAAAAAAAAUCUACUCCUAAAAAGAUGGAAAUACGAUCUGUAUGAAAAAAUUAAAGAAAAAAUGAAAAGAGACCAUGAGAUAAUGAGUAGAACAAGGGUGUGUCAACGCAAGUAUAAAUUGCCGGUUGAUUUUUUCAAGCUAGGGGACCAGGUGCGAGGAAAGGUUGUCCAGGUAGAGAACCACCUCAUUAAGGUAGACAUAAACGCCAUUAACUUUGCACACCUCUACAUUAAACGCUACUUUGAAGACAAGGCACAACUGGGAAAAAAGUACCAGGUGGGAAAACACAUCGAUGUGGUCAUAUGUUACAUCCAUAAGAAGAAUGGGAUCAUUCAGGUUACGGACAAUGAGGAAGAAAUUAAGGCCCUGCGUCGGAGUUUGCAGAAAUUGAGAGACGCAGGGUUUUUGCGGGGGCGCACUGGGGAGGGGGCAGACUCGACAACGGACGAUACGGCAGACCCGAAAGAGGACUCUCCGGGCGAAGUGAGAGAAGAAUCCGUGGUGGAACCCUUAGAAGACCCCUCCGAAGAGCUGGUCUCUAACCAGACGAAUCUUCCAACCGUAAACAAUGGUAACGACGCUAACCCCGCUGGUAACCCCGCUGGUAACCCCAUUGUUAGCCCCCCCGAAGAGGUGAAGAAAAAACUCGGCGUGGACUUCCGAACCAAUGAGGAGGAGGAAGACCUCAUGUACAUCAAAGAGGAAAGUCCAUCCAAGAGGAAAAAAAAAAUUACCCACUACAAGAUAGAAGACACGGUAAGUGGAGUGGUGCAACACAUAAACGAAGAGGGAGCCUACAUAGACAUCGGGUGCAAGACAUUGGCCUUCCUCAAUUUGGGUCACUACAAUAAGGACCCCAUGUCAUUAGUUAAAGAUGUCAAGAAGAAAAGAAUAUCCAUUGGAGAUUAUCUAAAAAAUUUAAAAGUUAGAAAAGUAGAUGUACUGAGUAACAGAAUCGAAGUUACCAUGUAUAGCCAGGAGGAGGAAGCAUGUCUGCGUGUUCUAACUCAACAAGAAACCGUGAAGGAGCAAAACAAAUACAUGCCAUGUCCUUCCUAUGUCACGCAUAACUACCACAUGAUUAAUUACCUAAAAAAAUAUAACGAACUGAAAAAACAGAAAAAAAAAAACAUACAUAAUUUGUUCGACAAGAAAGAACAACUAGAUGAAUUGAAGAAAGUUUCUCAUCUGAAGAAAAGCCAGUUCACUCAUUUCAUGCUCCGUUACAAUGAACUUACCUCACCGAACACUAACUACGAAGAUAUGCUCGAGCAGCAUGCAGACAAUGAGCAGUUUUUACGGGAAAUUGGUGCACUCCCCAACCCAGACGAUGAACAAGCAGACGAAAAGUUCAGUCUGGAAUCCUUGAAAAAGCAGAAUAAAGCAUUAAAGGAUGAAAUUGAGAGAUACAGGGAGGGUUCUUCCAACACACACAUGACGGAUGAAGAUGGAAAUCACCACGGGGAGGAAUCCCCAUCCGGAUCGACCCAAAUGAUCGACGAAAAUUUGAGGAAAUUGUUUAACAACGAUUUGCACAACUUGGAUGAACCCAUGGAUAAGUGCUCCACUGACAGGAACACCGAUGGUUGGGAGGACCAAACCAUCCCCAUGGAAGACGAUUCAGAUGAUUUUUUCCGUCUUUGGCAUGAACGUGCAACCCAGAAAGUAAGGAACAAACGGGACGACAGUAUCGUAGACGGAAACAAACAAACACUCAUGUACCUGAAGGAUAACAUUAGCAAAAUUAAGGAAAGUGUACUAACUGAGGGGAAGAAGAAAACUGACGUGAAAGCGAAUCGAGGUGAACAGUUAAGCAGCACAUCCCGUGAAGACUCACGCGAGAUGCUACAGCGGUGGAACCAAGUCCUAACGGGUGAUCCAAACAAAAGGGAAAGCGCUACACAUGAUGGAGUUGGUGAGAGGAAGGAUUCUACGGGGGGGGAACAGCCCAACUGGGCCAGGUACUUGGAGGAAGAUGAUGAAGAAGACGACAACGACGAUGCGGAUGACGUGGAAACCCCAGGACAAAAGAAAAAAAAAAAAAAACUUAAAAAGAGAAAUAUCUUUCGGGAUGAUGAACAAGUGGAGGAGGACCUCCCUAAUCGGGCGGAUCGCGAAGGCUACGGCGACGGUGACAAAUUCGCGGAUAAUUUCACCCACGGGAGGGAGGACGCAGGGGAGGGUAUCCAAAACAGUGAUGAGCAAAGUAUUGACAACGAACAAGGAGAUGACUCAGACAACGAACGCUCCUUUUUUAACGUGAAAAAAGAACUAAAGUACAUCUUCAGCCAAAACCUAAGCAUGACCCUCCCCAAGGAUGAAGAGAAAUGCAUAGAGGAAGCAUCCAAGCUUUUUGGGGAUGAUAUAAAAACGUGGAAUGAAAAAAUGUACUACUACUUUGGGGACAGAGAUCAGGUUCCCUUAGACGGGUUCGAUAUUUAUGAUGAAGACGAAUUUAGAAACAAUAUAGUGGAUAAGGGGGUUCAGGAGUUUAGCGAAUAUCAUAAGCUGCUCGACACGCAGCAGUUUGACGUGACCAGCGAGAGGGACUUUUUGGGCGCCACAUACGGUGGUGCAGUUGUAAGCGGUUCGGCGGGAAAUGGUCCUACUGGAAGUGGUCCAGCUGCAAGUGGGCCCAUUGGAGGAGGUCCCACUAACAGGCCUCUCAACGGAGAUAACCUCGCAGACCCCAUCAAGGAAGAAACCACCCAACAGGGAAGCACAUCCACGGGGGCAGAUACUCCCCCCGCAUCCAACACGCAGCAAGCCAAACUGAGUGAAGCCCCCCUGGAGGAUGAUCUCGAAAGUUACUUGAGCACCUUCGUGGAUGAGCAGAAGGAGCAAAACCAGCAGGAUUAUCCGACGAACGAGCUGCAGAAUCGACCGAAUAAACAAGCGCAUGGAAAGAAACACACACAGAAGUGCGUCCCUGAUUUACACCCCCCAGAAGAAAACGUGAUAAGCGAGAAGACGCCCGUGGGGAAGAGAACCGACGAAAGAUCAACCAACUGGAGGGACCAGGUGCACCCGGUGAACUGCCUACACAACGGAGACACGCGUCAACCAAGUGGUGCAAUCCAGAUGGACAAAGGGGACUCAAACCAGGGUGCAAACUCCUCUACUGAGGGAGAAAUAAACGUAGACGAUAUUGUGAACAAGGCUAUAAACAUUGGGAAUCUGUUCAGAAGGAAGGAACUGGCAAGGUUGAUGCAAAGGAAGAAGAUGGAAGAGUGCGAAAGGGGGGGCAGUGCUGAUGCAGGUGGUGAGGAGUUCCCCCGUGGAGGUGAUCAGCCAUGCAGCCCUGCGAAGGGGCUUGUGGAGGACCCGUCAAGGAAACCCUUCCUAAGAGUUAGCAAAAUUGUGAAGCAGGGCGACAAGGAGGGAAUAGCCCCUCCAGACGUGAAAGAAAAGGAGGAGGAAAAUAAAAACGGAAAGAGCAACGUUGAGGAUGAGCGCGACGAACUGAAGCCAUACAGGCACGCAUCCUACGAGGUGCUGGGAUACUACAAGAGGAAGAGAAAAAUGAGAAACUUCCACGACUUGGAAGCAGUCGAUGCGGAAAAUGAUGAAGACGUCAUUUUAAAUGAGCAGGAUUUGUUGGGUAAGUCUACUGACGACAUACCAAGUGAUGAUAAGAAUGACCCCCACGAGGAAAAGAAGAAAAAAGAUCUUCUAAAUCUGGACAAACAAAUGGAUCUGCUCUUCCUACAUGGACAGGAGGACAAAUUAACGGGAGGAAGUUACGUGGAGAAAUUACUCUGCGAGGAAAAAUAUAAAAACAAAAAUGCCAACAAGGAAAUAGACUUCCUCAUUCAGAAUUAUAAAUAUGUGAAGGAACACCCGGAUGAGCUGAUUCAAGAUUUUUACAACACAAGAGAGGGGGAGGAAAAAACUCCUAUCGAUCUGUCAGACGGAGGCGUCAACGAUGUGGUGGACGCAACAAAUGGAGAAGAGGAAAACCGUCAAAGGGGCAUACCAAACGGUGGGGUGUACAAAACGGAAAAGGGGAAAAAACUUCCAACAGGAAAAAGCUCAUCCAGGGAAAAAACACAUACAGCACUGUCAACUGACUUUAAUAUAAAAAAAACGAAAGAAAUCGAAGCAGAAGCGAAUCACAUGUCUGAGGAAAGCGUAGCCCUCAGAUCGUUGUCCUUAAAAUUGGGUCUUUUAAAAGAAGAGCAUAUGCACCUCGAUGACCAGUCACUCAUUAACCUCUUUGUGAGGAACCAAAAAUUUAGAAGAGCCUUAAAAUUCUAUGACAUUAAAAAUUUGAAAAAUGUUACCAUACCCCUGAUUUAUAAAAUUACGAAGCUGCUUUAUUUUGAGCGUCCCUUCCCUAAGAAGGAGCAAACGCGCAAGUUAAACAUGGAUUAG
Molecule: messenger RNA, 4665 nt
Organism: Plasmodium coatneyi
Lineage: Eukaryota; Apicomplexa; Aconoidasida; Haemosporida; Plasmodiidae
Exons: 3
Coding region: 1-4665 (1554 amino acids)
Molecular function (GO): nucleic acid binding
Source: RefSeq, a predicted model, not a curated record